AAAUAAAAUAAACAAUUCCAACCAAAACUGUUUUGCAAAAACAAAACUCUCUUUCCCUUUCUUUUAUUAAGUUACUUUAUUUCAUUUCGUUACAGCUAAACCCUGUCUUCCAAUUCCUUCAAAUCCAAACCAAACCCAUUGAUUCAUUGUAUGAACAAAAACUGGGACUUCGUUACUUUUUUGGGUUUUGGGUUUUUUGUUUUUUGAGCGACAAUGAAGCGAGCAAAGCUAGAGACUUUGGUGUCGCCGAGUCGACUCAGAUUGCUUCAGCUUUUGAUGGGCAUAGUGUUUCUUUGCAUACUCGUUAUGACCAUCGAAAUCCCACUGGUUUUCCGCACCGAGUCGGAUUCAGACGACGGAGCUUUUGGGUUUUUAUUGCCGGGAGACGAACCGGACGGUACGUAUCUGUAUCGGAAACCGAAACGGCAAAUACAGGAGUUCAAGAGAAUAUCGGGUUUGAUCUUUAACGAGAGCUUAUUCGAUGCUAAAAAGGACGAGUUUUCGGAGCUCUAUAAGUCGGCAAAGCAAGCUUGGGUGAUAGGGAAGAAGUUCUGGGACGAAAUGGAGUCCAAGAAAACCGAGUUCAGCCCGAAAAAGGUGCCGGAAAACCGGUCCGAGACGUGCCCAAAUUCGAUUACGCUGUCGGUAGGCGAAUUCCGGAACCGGGUUUUGGAGCUCCCUUGUGGGCUGACCUUGUGGUCCCACAUAACGGUGGUGGGGACACCCAGGUGGGGCCACCCGGAGAAUGAUCCGAAAAUAUCGGUUUUGAACGAAGGAGAUGAGUCGGUGAUGGUGUCACAGUUUAUGAUGGAGUUGCAGGGUCUGAAAAUUGUGGAUGGUGAAGACCCACCAAGGAUUUUGCAUUUCAAUCCGAGGUUGAAAGGGGAUUGGAGUAGAAGGCCUGUGAUUGAGCAGAACACUUGUUAUAGGAUGCAGUGGGGUACAGCUUUGAGGUGUGAAGGGUGGAAGUCAAGAGCUGAUGAAGAAACUGUUGAUGGACAGGUGAAAUGUGAGAAGUGGAUUCGUGAUGAUGACAAUCACUCGGAAGAAUCGAAGGCAUCCUGGUGGUUGAACAGGCUUAUAGGGCGGACAAAGCAGGUGUCUAUAGACUGGCCAUACCCUUUUGCAGAGGGAAAAUUAUUUGUUCUAACAAUAAGUGCUGGCUUGGAAGGUUACCAUAUUAAUGUAGAUGGGAGGCAUGUCACUUCUUUUCCUUAUCGGACUGGAUUUGUUCUUGAAGAUGCCACUGGACUUUCUGUCAAUGGGGAUAUUGAUGUACAUUCUGUUUUUGCUGCUUCCUUACCCACAUCACAUCCAAGUUUCACAACGCAAAUGCAUCUUGAGAUGUUUACAAAAUGGAAAGCCCCACCUCUUCCAUAUGGGCAUGUGGAGCUUUUCAUUGGCAUCCUAUCUGCUGGCAACCAUUUUGCUGAGCGAAUGGCUGUAAGGAAGUCUUGGAUGCAACAUAAGUCAAUUAAAUCUUCUCAUGUUGUGGCUCGGUUUUUUGUGGCAAUGCAUGGGAGAAAGGAAGUAAAUCUGGAGCUAAAGAAAGAAUCAGAGUAUUUUGGUGAUAUAGUUAUGGUUCCUUACAUGGAUAAUUAUGAUCUUGUUGUGUUGAAGACUAUAGCAAUCUGCGAAUAUGGGGUUCACACAGUGGCUGCCAAGUAUAUCAUGAAGUGUGAUGAUGACACAUUUGUUAGGGUGGAUGCUGUGAUCAAGGAAGUAAGAAAAGUUGAUGAAGAUAGAAGCCUUUAUGUUGGAAAUAUGAACUAUCAUCACAAGCCCCUUCGUCAUGGUAAAUGGGCAGUGACAUAUGAGGAAUGGCCAGAGGAAGAAUAUCCAACCUAUGCAAAUGGUCCGGGUUACAUUGUGUCAUCCAACAUUGCACAGUUAAUCGUAUCUGAUUUUGAAGAGCACAAAUUAAGAUUGUUCAAGAUGGAAGAUGUGAGCAUGGGAAUGUGGGUGGAGCAGUUCAACAGUUCAAGACCUGUGCAGUAUGUGCACAGCUUGAAAUUCUGCCAAUUUGGGUGCAUCGAGGAUUAUUACACUGCACAUUAUCAAUCUCCAAGACAGAUGAUAUGCAUGUGGGACAAAUUGCAAUCUCAAGGAAAACCCCAGUGCUGCAACAUGAGAUGACAAUGAAACAAGAUAGUGUUCACCAUACAAAUUUUGUAGUCAUAGUAUACCUCUGUGAAUACUCAAGUCAGGUUAAGUCUAAUGGGGAUAUUCAUGAUCCUUUUCCAAAUUCGUUCAUUAUUUCACCUUUUCCUCCUUUUGUUCCCCAUUCAUCCCUCUAUACGCUAGGCGAUGUGAGAGGAACAAUGUUCCUAUUUAGAGAUAGGCAAAACAUAUAUAAACAAUUUAUUUUGUAAUCUAGAGUGUAACACCACAGAAGCAGAAUGAAAUGAAUGUUUGAAACAAUGGUUCUGCUUUA
This is a messenger RNA of Quercus robur (English oak), 2434 nucleotides long. RefSeq names its product hydroxyproline O-galactosyltransferase GALT6-like. The record is from RefSeq and is a predicted model, not a curated record. NCBI's taxonomy places the organism in Eukaryota, Viridiplantae, Streptophyta, Magnoliopsida, Fagales, Fagaceae. Bases 214 to 2136 code for a protein of 640 amino acids. The transcript has 7 exons. Gene Ontology annotation, molecular function: carbohydrate binding; galactosyltransferase activity. Gene Ontology annotation, cellular component: Golgi membrane.